UCGUGUCACCAUCGGCAGGUCAUCGGUUGGACGCGCACCGAGACGUCCUGUCAAUUUUGUGUAAUCAGAAAACAGCUGAUCAAAGUUGUUUUUAACGUGAAUAAUAAUGAAUUCCCGAGUUUCACGUGGGAUUUUAGAAAUUGAAUGACGGAUUCUCAGUGGUGCGGCACAUACAUUUUUUGCUCGUCUUCUCAUACGUCUUUAAAGAAUUCCACGCAGAUACAAAUCGAUGUUUGCACCGCAAAGAGCGUCGCAAGGAGGGGUCACGUUAAACGUACACACUGAUUAAGUUACAAAUCGCAGGAAUUUUCACAAACAUAAAAUGUUGACAUUAGAGGAUCCAGAAUGCAAAGAUUUUUCAAAAACCGCGAUGGAGGAUGAAGAGACCAGCGAGAGGAGAAUCAAUGGAGACCUAAUGUCGAAUGGGGAAAUAUUGAGAACAGCGCUGCUUUCUGCAGAAGACGAUGAUGAUGAUGGUGAGGAUGAUAAUGAUGAUGAUGAUGAUGAUAAUGAAGAUGAUGAUCACAUUGAAUCUCAGGAAGAUGAUUUAUCUUCUGAACUUCUGUCUAUGGAGAAUGAUUCUGAAGCCACUAGCGAAUCCACCAUCAGUGAUUGGGACGACUUAAGAGCAGACUCACCUCUGUCGUACGUCACUUCUGUACCUAAUAACAAAGAGUUCAUAAUAAUGCUGGAAGCAAACAAUGCACUAAUGACAAAGAAGUUAAAUAACGAUCGUUCUUUGGUUAGUAACAUGUCUAAAUCUCGGCAUCGUUCUAAGCGCCAUAAUAAAGUAUUACUAUUGAGACAGCUAAUACCCAAACACGAGCCAAUAGUUGAAAUAAAAGAGGAAGAGCAUUCGAUCAUUUCUACUGAUGCAGAUGAACGUGUGCCAACCAUGGAAGAAAUAGAUUACGAAGAAUCUUCUAUGGAUCAGCAGAACAUCGUGGACUCCAAAGAUAACACCUGGUUACAAACCUUCAGACCUUUGCCAUUGCAUUACACAGAAAGAGAGAAACCUUACUUGAAAUGUCCGGCAUGUGGCGCAAUGUUUUUUACCUCCAACUCGUUCCAAAAACACUUGUACUCUCAUAUGUACAAGGAAGACGAUACUUUUGUAUGUUCUUUUUGCAACUACACGAAUACCGAGCCUGGCAUGUUGUUCACACAUUUGUCCAAGCAUCAGGACCAAUGUGAGUUUUGCAACGAGAAUCUAGUGCGUAAAAGUAAUUUCGAGAAACACUGGGACAUCAGAGCGUCGAACUUUACGAUAAAACGAGAUCGCCGGGGGAGAUUCGUAUGCACUUUCUGCAAAUUGGUAUUCGACUUGUUACCGCAGUUAGAAAAGCAUUGGUUCAAGCAUGCAUGCAAAAGGGAAAGAACUUAUCAAUGUAAGGAAUGCAGUGGUCUGUACGAAAGCAGAGAGACGCUAAAUAAUCAUAAAUGCAUGAAGUGUCCUGUUUGUGGCGAAGUCUACGACAGUUUACACCGGCUGAAAGCUCAUACAAUGUGGACGAAGCACAACUUAAAGUGUCCGAUAUGUUCUUACGAAUUUAUUCUCGCUAUGGACCAUGAGAAGCAUUUAGCGUUGCAUAGGCAAACGUAUAGUUCUAUAAAAGGUUACGAGUACUGCUUGCAGGCAGCUGAUGGAAAGACAUUCCAGUGCAAUCUUUGUGACAAAAUAUUUUACGCCUUACCGUCUUUAAUUGUUCAUCUCCGGGAAGAUCACGGCAUCGUGAACGUCAGAAAAGACGGUUGUAAAGGAGAACAAAAGGAAGAGUCUGUCAGUGAAAUAAUACUCCAUCAAUUAAGAAACGAAUCCGCGAAAUAUGCUAGUGGAAAUAAUUUACCGUUAGUAAAUAAUAAAAUCGAAUUACAAAACGCGCUAUAAGUAUAUAGUGAUAUAUAAGAUAAAUGCAAUUUUCAAAUGGCAGAGAUAAAGAUAAAACGUAAAAGAAAAUAAUCUGAGAACUAAAAGUUCUAAAAUUGCUAAAAAUUCGUUUCGUAACAAUUGAACCGUGCCGUUGCUAUAAAUCAGUCACUCUGUAGUAUAUAUUAAAUAUAAUUAAAUAUGACUGGCAACACAAAUAACUUAUAAAUUAUCGAGAAUUAUACAUUCGAUCUUAUCUGAUCAAAAAGUUCUGAGAAAUAAACCUCAAUCUCUCCCUCUUUCGAGAAUAAACAUAUAUCUGUAUAUUUUUUUAGUAAUCAUGUAAAAUACAGAAUCAUCACACUCGCCCCUACUCGAGGUAUAUACUCGUCGUAAAGUGAAUGAUAUUAUUUUAAAAAAUAUAAUAAUUAAGACGCUUGUAUAAUCCCUUUGAUGGUAUGUAGAACUUUUUGGAUCAGAUAGCAAAAGGAUAAUUUUCUAGUAUUUUAUUGAAAUAAUAUAGUCACGUCGUAAAUUUUCUAUGUUUUUGUAUUAGAAGAGAAAUGCGUUAAGUUAAGUUAUCGUGGCAUUUCGCAUUUGGCUGUAUCAUGUCUGCCCCGAUGUAUUGGAAAAAAAAGAAGCAACACACAGAGCUAUCAGUCCUGCUGUAGCACGAUUUCUAAUAAAUUAUUAUUCUACCUUAUUGUUAUCCUUUGUAAUACGCGAUUGAACUGGUUUACAUAUUAUUUUAUUUAAAUACAUCAAUAUAUUUUUUCCUCCCUUUUCGUUAAUAUAUAGUUACCACUCACAUAAGCGUACUGCCUUCAAUAUCGUAUUCUUAAGUGUAAUCCCAUAAAAUCUCAAAGGGGUAUGGGGUAAACAUGAUACAAUACAAUUUCUUAAAUGGCUGAAAAUUAUUUGGAACUCGCUGUUUGUCUUACUUUUAUGCGUAUUAUUAGAAUUCGAUACAAUUAUCGACGAAU
Frieseomelitta varia is the source of this 2850-nucleotide messenger RNA. RefSeq names its product zinc finger protein ZFAT-like. The record is from RefSeq and is a predicted model, not a curated record. The transcript is spliced from 2 exons. NCBI's taxonomy places the organism in Eukaryota, Metazoa, Arthropoda, Insecta, Hymenoptera, Apidae. Bases 323 to 1888 code for a protein of 521 amino acids.